This is a messenger RNA of Pistacia vera, 1024 nucleotides long. Its product is annotated as transcription factor bHLH118-like. The transcript has 4 exons. NCBI's taxonomy places the organism in Eukaryota, Viridiplantae, Streptophyta, Magnoliopsida, Sapindales, Anacardiaceae. Gene Ontology annotation, cellular component: RNA polymerase II transcription regulator complex. The record is from RefSeq and is a predicted model, not a curated record. Gene Ontology annotation, molecular function: RNA polymerase II transcription regulatory region sequence-specific DNA binding; DNA-binding transcription factor activity, RNA polymerase II-specific; protein dimerization activity. Bases 197 to 793 code for a protein of 198 amino acids. Gene Ontology annotation, biological process: regulation of transcription by RNA polymerase II.
GUAUCUAUUUCUUUAACUCCAUUAUUACUGGAAAGAUAUCACUUGAAAGCUUGAAGAGUCUUUAUUCAAUGUUUCCUCCUGAGCAAAGUGGCGAUUUCUUGAUCCACUAAAAUCCCCACCAAGAAGAUAUUGCAUUCAACAGGAUCUGAUAUUCCUGGGUCAAGCUUCGCUGGAGGGAAGUAACCUAACCCAAAAAAUGAGAAAGGGCAAACAACAUAAAAUAUUAGCUUCUGCAAAAGACAAUGAUGGAAGUGAUAAUUUUAAUGAUUCUGAGAAGAAGAUCAUACGUAAGGAAAUCGAACGGCAAAGAAGACAACACAUGUCCAUGCUUAACGCAUCACUUCGAUCAUUGCUCCCUCUUGAAUCUAUUAAGGGAAAACGUUCAGUGAGUGAUCACAUAAAUGAGGCUGUGAAUUAUAUUAAAAACCUGGAGAAGAAAAUCCAAGACUUGAGUUCGAAGAGAGAUAAUCUUAAAAAUUAUACAGAUUUAGAUGGCCUUGACCAUGGAAAUGCAACUUCUAGUAACCGUUUAACAAAUAGCAGUGUCACCGUAAGCCCUUACUGCGGGGGAGUGGACAUUGUGAUAAAUAGUGUCCUUAGAGAGGAAGGCUUGAUUCUUUCAAGAGUUCUUGAAGUUGUGCUUGAAGAAGGACUUGAUGUUACUCGCUGUGUCUCCACCCAAACAGAUGAUGGGUUCUUUCAUAAUAUUCAGUCAGAGGUUGAAGAUCUGACAGGUAUUGAUCUAUCUGAGCUGCAACAGAAACUUAAUGAUGUGAUUGUGUCAACUAGCUAGACGGUGAGAAGGGUUGAUGGAUUCUGAGCUCUCCAUGAACGGAUCGAUUCCAGGGCGUUAUAUUACCUUUUAUUAAAAGAAAUAUUGCUGCGAGUCUACUUUAAGGGUAAAAUCCAAAUCAAAAUAUUAUGUCAAAAGUUUAUCAAGCAAGCAUGAGCAGAGUACUUUUCCCGCAGCAUAUAUAUGUUUGUUAAGACUGGAUUUCAUGUUGCAACCUAAUUAUGUAAUUAA